AUCAAUAUACGCAAGGACGCUCAGCAAUUUUACGGGUUCGUGGAUGCUGAGCAAAGUGACGAGUUGGACGAGGACGUGGAUGAAGUCCAUGGUGGUCGUCGGUUGCUGAUAAAUUUUGAGAGCGACUCGCCCGACUCUCCGGUAACGCUUGCGGGCCGCGUGCUAUCUUCGGGUCCGCAGCGCGACGACGACGAAGACGAUUCUCCGUUGUUCAGUGACCACGAUGCGAGCGUGGAGGACGAGGGGCUAGAAGCUGAACAUGAAGCACCAAAUGCGAACACGGACGUGGGUCUCCGGGAUGCGGGAAUCCGAAACGCGGGACUCCGAAGUGUGCGAGAGGGAGGGCUACAGCCCGAGACGUUUCAACCGCCGCUGCGGGACGGAGAUAUGGUGAUUCAGACUCGCGUGUUUCCCGGACCCACCUCCGCGACCGGACGACGACAACAUGCCCUCAUUCACCACGUAGUGGGAACGGCGGACGAGAUUUUAAUGAAGCUCCUUACACCAAUGAAGAAACAACUUGUUCUUGACGCACUCCGCACCCUCAGCAAGCAAGUGGAACAACGCACGUGGGGCAUCCCACACGCGCCCACUAGUUUUUUCAACGUAACGUAA
This is a messenger RNA of Gregarina niphandrodes, 615 nucleotides long. RefSeq lists its product as hypothetical. Lineage: Eukaryota; Apicomplexa; Conoidasida; Eugregarinorida; Gregarinidae. The record is from RefSeq and is a predicted model, not a curated record. The annotation marks the transcript as partial. The transcript has a single exon.